AGCAUGGCGGCCACUCAGGGCGACGGGCCCGACAGUCGGGCGGUGUGUGCGUGCACGCAUGCGUGCGCGCCUGCGCGUCGCCGCCGUCUGUGGGUUGGCUGAUUAUUUUGCAAGCGGGAGGGGCCGUGCGCGCUCUUGCCUCAGGCCUCUGUCCCCCACCCCCUUCGCCGGUACUGGUCUCUUCUUCGGAAAGAUGUCGGACACGGCCGUGGCUGACACUCGGCGCCUUAACUCGAAGCCGCAGGACCUGACCGAUGCUUACGGGCCGCCAAGUAACUUCCUGGAGAUAGACAUCUUUAAUCCACAGACGGUGGGCGUGGGCCGCGCGCGCUUCACCACCUAUGAGGUUCGCAUGCGGACAAACCUACCCAUCUUCAAGCUGAAAGAAUCAUGUGUACGGCGACGCUACAGUGACUUUGAGUGGCUGAAAAAUGAGCUGGAGCGAGAUAGUAAGAUUGUAGUACCACCACUGCCUGGGAAAGCCUUGAAGCGGCAGCUCCCUUUCCGAGGAGAUGAAGGGAUCUUUGAGGAAUCUUUCAUUGAAGAAAGGAGGCAGGGCCUCGAACAGUUUAUUAACAAAAUUGCUGGGCACCCACUGGCUCAGAAUGAACGCUGUCUACACAUGUUCCUGCAGGAGGAGGCAAUUGAUAGGAACUACGUCCCUGGGAAGGUGCGCCAGUAGGAGUCCCUCUCACCACUUGCCCUCAACUUUACCUGCUGAAAUGACAUUGGUUUUUACACUAAGCCUCUCUCUCUUUUUGAUCUGAAGUUGGCUGCCCAUCCCCUGGCCUGAUAGACUGUCUUGCAUUGUGUCCUUUGGUACCAGACUAAACCAUGUGGGCACUGUGCUAGUAUCUCUUCUCUGAAGAGAGGUGGGAAACCACAGGCAGAUGCUCUUUGCUUGGGGUUGGGGUGGGGGAGGGAUUGGAGUGGAAGGCAAUUUUUGGGCAUUUUACCCAUGUCAGAAGGCUAACCUUGGGGGGUGGGGGGUUUGUGCUGGUGAGGCACUGGGAUAUAUUACUGAUGCUGCAAGUCUAGGGGCUUUUUCUUAUUCUUAGGUUUCACAAGGAACACUGAACAGGGAGAACCUCUGCUUUUCUUACCUGCAUGACAAUUUUCCUUUGGGGGGGAGGUAGUAGAGACCCAAAACUUCUUGUUUUUCUAGGCCUGUUCCCAGUUUUCUCAGCAAUUUUUUUGUUUGUUUUUUUCUCCCUUGUUGUUUUUCAUGGCAGUAAUCCUCCUCGAGUUUAACCAGUCUGAUAUGUGGAGCAGGGUGUAUGGGUAUUAUGGGCCCAUCAUAUGGUUAUUGCAAAGUCAAGAAAGCCAUAGGGUAGUAGGCUGUUCCUAUUGCCUAGCCCCUAGCCCUUUAUGGCUUCCUACUCUGACUGUCUACAUUUUGCUCACUAGCUAAUGAGUCAGUAUGGGCCAGCAGUUCUCCCUCCUCAACCCUUGUGAAUUUAUGGGUUAGUUUUGUGGGUUUUGAGGAAUAAGAGCAACUUACCACUGCCAGGUGACUUCCUGAAUGGUGGAGGGGGUCAUGUUCUAGGUUUCUCUAUGUAGUAAGGAAGAGCAACAUCACUUUCCUCCUUCCAUUCCUCCUUUUCCCAUGUCAUUUAGUGCUGUUCUAAGGGCAGAAGCACACAUACCACAGCUUCUGGUUUCUCCUAAGCACUUUGAGCUAUCAAAUGGGGCUCAGAGGCAAGAGUUGUCUGCUGCCUUCCCCGGCUUGGUCACAGGGUUAUUGAACUGCCUGCACUUGUUUCCCAUGGAACUCCAGUGUUGUUCCCAGAAAUGGGAAUAGAGCUAGCAGCUAAAUAGAGAGUUCCCCAAUCUUAGAGGCUAAAGCAGCUUCUUGAGGCUGGCAGCUCUCCUAGGCUAUUGUUUGGAAGGUGGUGGUUUGUUUACUGGGACCUGCUGUCUGUCCAAAUGGUGGGAUGAGAGCAAGUUAACUCUGGUACUAGGUGAAAGUGGGGCCUCGGGUUAGACUCCUUAUUGUGGAAGGAUUUGUGUUUUCUAUGUAAGUCCUUGGGGGGAAAGGAUUGCUGAUUCUGAUGUGAUCCUGGUCCGAGAGAUGAGGAUUAGAUUUUGACAUGGUCUUGGAGCCCAUCUCAUUGUUGAAGAUCCUUGAGAUAGCUCUCUAGCUGCUGUACCCAUGCUGGAGGCUGAGCAGCCCCUUUCCCACCUCACCAGUGUCCGUGUCCUUGCUGCCUUUUGAUUUGUAUCCUCUGUUACAGAUAUUUUUUUAAACAUUUCUUCUUUCAUUGUGCACAAGUGCUGAGACUCUGAGGCCCCAUUUCUGCUGUGUAUAUAUCCUGACUCGGGGCUUUUAUUCAGCAAGCUGUUCAUUCUUCUGUCAGACAAUGUCAUAUUCAACUCUGUUCAUAUUAAACCACUGUGAAGCAA
Messenger RNA from Alexandromys fortis (reed vole), 2403 nucleotides. RefSeq names its product sorting nexin 12 (gene Snx12). Gene Ontology annotation, molecular function: phosphatidylinositol-3-phosphate binding. The record is from RefSeq and is a predicted model, not a curated record. The coding region runs from base 59 to 682 and encodes 207 amino acids. The transcript is spliced from 4 exons. NCBI's taxonomy places the organism in Eukaryota, Metazoa, Chordata, Mammalia, Rodentia, Cricetidae. Gene Ontology annotation, cellular component: early endosome membrane; retromer complex. Gene Ontology annotation, biological process: endocytic recycling; late endosome to Golgi transport.